Molecule: messenger RNA, 2244 nt
Organism: Daphnia magna
Lineage: Eukaryota; Metazoa; Arthropoda; Branchiopoda; Diplostraca; Daphniidae
Exons: 1
Coding region: 149-2008 (619 amino acids)
Source: RefSeq, a predicted model, not a curated record
UCGCUUUCCAUCCGCUUGUGUGAUAUCAAUCGAAUAUUCUUUCCAGUCGAUUGGCACCACCAUUUUAAAGAGCGGGACACUUGUAGUGCCAAUUAUACCAGCCGAUUUGAGAGUGCGACGUCAUCGACACUGAGGCAACUACAAAGAAAUGUCGAGAAGAAUUACCGGUGGCGAUUUCACUCGCGAAUUGUACUUUGAUCCUAGGGCCGAUCAAUCAGACACAGGCGGCUAUUGGAUUACAGAUGAAGAGCUUCGCGAAAAUUUGUCACAUUUAAUUGACACGGAAGAAAAGAUUGAAAAUGCCUCCUAUUACAGCAACCCGCUCUCCAAGUGGCAGCUGACAAACGGAAAGUUUUUUCACGCGUUCAUUGUAAUAAAAACGUUGAAUUGGUGGUGGUCGAUCGAGAAAAACAUGGAAGGCAUCACGAUUCAACGCUCCAAGAAACUCGAGAGCGUUUGCGACAUGUAUCAAAGGAAGAAACGGACGACUGGCUGGACUCCGUUGACAAAAAUCACGAAGUAUAAAACAACUGAAGGCGGCAAUACAACAAUCAAAGAUUUCAUCAAUUACAUGUGGAGGAAAGACGUUUUAAACGAAGAUUACCACAUCGUCAGUGCGAAUUGCCAAAAAUUUGCUGCUUUGCUUUUUGACCGAAUCGAAUCACCGCAAAAUCAUCUAGUUUAUUUUGACAAAGCCUCCGAUCAACCGCCAUCCACAGAACGCAAUUGCUACAUGACAGCGGAACAAGUACUCACUGAAGUGCAACGUUUAGGCGUUCCAGAAACUUUGAAAAACUUAGAGUUGUAUCAAUUAAAAAAAUUUCGCGUUCCAUGGUUUGUCUGGGAUCCAUUAUUUUUGCUAGGUUUCAGUUUAGUCGUAAUCGGUUAUUUUAUAGUAAAAUUUUUUUCAAAUAAUUCGUCUAUAAUCUUUCCCUUCUUUCUUUUUUUUUUCGUCAUUCUCAGCUUCCAGAACAAAAAUAUUACACUUUUUGUUAUAUUUACAUUUGACGCAAUAUUUUACGCCAAAACAGAUAUUGACACUGAUAACAUUAUUUAUUUCGUUAUCUUAAUGUUUUCCUACAUUUAUUUAGUAUACAAAUUUUCAGAAAAGAAUGGCUAUCGAUUAUUUUGGCUAGGUUUCAGUUUAGUCGUAAUCAUAGUAAGAUAUGCGUUAAAUAAUUCGUCUUUUAUAAUCUUUUCUUUCUUUCUUCCUGCUUUCGUCAUUCUCGGCUUCCAGAACAAACAAAUUCUAUUUUUUGUUCCAUUUACAUUUGACGCAAUAUUUUACGCCAAAACAGAUAUUGACACUGAUAACAUUAUUUAUUUCGUUAUCUUAAUGUUUUCCUACAUUUAUUUAGAAUACAAAUUUUCAGAAAAGAAUGGCUAUCGAUUAUUUUGGCUAGGUUUCAGUUUAGUCGUAAUCAUAGUAAGAUAUGCGUUAAAUAAUUCGUCUUUUAUAAUCUUUUCUUUCUUUCUUCCUGCUUUCGUCAUUCUCGGCUUCCAGAACAAACAAAUUCCAUUUUUUGUUCCAUUUACAUUUAGCGCAAUAUUUUACGCCAGAAACGAUAUUGACAUUGAUAACAUUAUUUAUUUCGUUAUCUUAAUGGUUCUCUUCUUUUAUCUGACCAUUACGAAUUCAAAAAAGAAUGGCUAUUCUUUUUAUCCAACUUUUAUGUUGGUGAUUUUUGAAACAAAUGAGGGAACUUACUGGUCAUUCGAACAAGUUCUCUCAUUUUCAAAUAAUCAUGACAUUGGAUAUUUAGUUUCCAUCCAUCGAGCAACGAAUAAAGACAUCCUUUUGAAUAAACACCAACAGACACCACGAAACCCCUUGUUCACUAGUGAACAUUUGUUCGAAGAAGCAAAUGCCGAACGGAGAGAUAUGAUCAAAGUAUUGGAAUUUAUCUGGAAGAAAGAUUACCUGGAUUCCCCGAAUGAUCCAGGCAAUUUCACCUUGGCACCUGCAACCGACUUGGCUCAAAUACUGUACAACAAAUUUAAAGGUUAAUCCAUCUCUCCUGUUUAAUCCAAAUGAAAACCACUGAAUAAGUGCACAGAUUUAUCGUGUAUGUGUGUUUGCUAACGAUAUAUCUAUCAGUGCUGUGUGUUACUGCCAUUUUUGUUUUAUUCUUCCAUUGAACCUUAAUAGCAUAAACCUAAGAAAGAAGAAAAUCACGCAUAUACAUCAUUAAUAGUCGUUAAAACAAACAUCUAAUCUGCUUAAUAAACCAAAGUUGAACAUUA